This is a messenger RNA of Triticum aestivum (bread wheat), 2072 nucleotides long. RefSeq names its product protein FAR1-RELATED SEQUENCE 5-like. Gene Ontology annotation, molecular function: nucleic acid binding; zinc ion binding. The record is from RefSeq and is a predicted model, not a curated record. The coding region runs from base 307 to 1785 and encodes 492 amino acids. The transcript has 4 exons. NCBI's taxonomy places the organism in Eukaryota, Viridiplantae, Streptophyta, Magnoliopsida, Poales, Poaceae. Gene Ontology annotation, biological process: regulation of DNA-templated transcription.
ACUACAGGGUGCAGCCAGAUGAGGACAGUCGGAUAAGGAAUUUGUUGUGGUCAACAGGAGCAAGCAGGUCUCAGUACCAUUUCUUCGGAGAUGCAAUAACAUUUGACACCACGUACCGGACAAAUAUGUAUGACAUGCCUUUCGGCUUAUUUGUGGGAGUCAACAAAUCACUUCCAGACUAUUAUCUUUGGCGGCGUCCUGGUUCGAGAUGAGACAGUUGAAACCUUUGAGUGGGUAUUCACCGAGUUCAUCCGUAUGAUGGGUGGUAAACACCCAUAAACUGUACUUACAGAUCAGUGCAGGGCGAUGGAGCUAGCACUGGAGAAGGUCAUGCCUGACACAACUCACAGGUGGUGCAAGUGGCACGUGCUCAAGAGUGCAAAGGAAAAACUUGGCCCACUUUAUACAAAACGAAGCAAAUUCAGAUCAGAGUUUCACAAGAUAAUCCAACACAUGCUAACAGUUGAUGAGUUUGAGACCGCAUGGAAGGAUCUGGUAGAAAGUCAUGGUUUACAAACACACCCUUACCUCACAAACAUCUAUGAAACAAGGGAGAAAUGGGCAAAGCCAUACUUCAACGGCAAAUUCUGCGCGAAGAUGACAAGCACACAGCGCAGCGAGAGUGCCAACCACAUGCUGAAGGGUUAUGUCCCAGCAAGUUGCCCAAUGCACCUAUUUGUCCGUCAAUACAUGAGGCUACUUUUCGAUAGGGAGGCAAGUGAAAACUAUGAAGAGAGGCGUACAAAAAUAACAUCCCCAGUAAUGAAAAUGAAUGCACCACUUGAAAUGCAUGCCAGUGAGAUAUACACCCGGGUUAUGUUCGAUAAGUUUGGCGAUGUUGUGUAUGAAUCAAUGCAGUACAAAGUAGAAGAGGUCUGCAAGGGAGAAACUUAUUUGGUACGGCGAUACCAUCCAGAAAAACAUGAGAAAUGGUGCAGAGUAGUAUACAGGGUAGAAGUUGACAAACUAGCAGACAAACUGAGGUGUGAGUGUGCUAACUUCGAGCACACAGGCUUGCUUUGCUGCCAUUCAGUGAAGGUCCUCGACUUCCUUGGUAUAGACCGUAUACCAGCACAACAUAUUUUGAAACGAUGGACAAAGGACGCACGAGAUGUUCUACCAAAUCAUCUAUCACACCUCCAGAAGGACAGCAUUUCUCUGAACUCAAUUACAUUCAGGCACUCAAACUUGUACACUCAUGCUCUCGAAAUUGUGCGCUUGGGUGAUUCCAACACAGAAGCAUACAAGUGUGCCAUGGAUAUCCUAAAGAAAGCAAUGGACACAUUGACUCCAAUAGCAGCCUUGCAGGAUGGUAUGGGCUUGGAAGCAAGAAUUGAGACACAAAAAAUAAAACAAAAAGAUUUGGUUCCCCUGUCUGUCCCCUACAACACAGCGUGCAGUGAUGCUGAAGGAAGUGCAGUUGGUAAUUUCAGUGGCCUCAGAGCUCCAGAACACAAACGGAAACCAGGGCGACCAACCACCAGCAGGGACAAACCUCCAUACGACGACCGGAGUGCAAAGAAUAAGUCACACACUCCUAAUGUGCAUGCUGCGAAUGAUUGUGGCACAAGUAAGCGAACUCGCUUCUGUAGUAUAUGCCGGGAACCAGGGCACAAGAGCCCCACAUGCCCGAAGAGAGGUGACAUGCCUCACAAAGAGAGGAAAGAAGCAAAAUGCUCAAAUUGUGGGGUUGGUGGCCACAGGAAGAAUACUUGCAACAAGAUUAAGGUCAUCCUGCAUGUUGUUCCAUCUACUGGAUUCGACCCAAGCACCAUUUGUGAAUGAUUAUACUCUACAUUGCAAAUCUAUCUUGAUGAGGGCUCUGCAGCCAUUCGUUUGCAAAACGAGAAAAGAAAUUGUUAAAAAACAGUUGGUAGUUUUCCGUCCUGUGAGGUGUAUCAGUAUGCUUCAUGCAGAAAUAAUGUUUCAAUUUGUUGUUUUCAUAAAUUAGUAGCUGUGGUUGUUUUCCAGCCUGCAGUCGCUUCCCUGUAAAGAACAUAUGGUGGUUUUCUGUCUUUUGAGAUGUAUCAUCAGUAUGCUUCAUGCAGACAUAAAUGUUUGAAUUUGUUGUU